Molecule: messenger RNA, 2436 nt
Organism: Xiphias gladius (swordfish)
Lineage: Eukaryota; Metazoa; Chordata; Actinopteri; Istiophoriformes; Xiphiidae
Gene: fkbp14
Product: FKBP prolyl isomerase 14
Exons: 4
Coding region: 151-786 (211 amino acids)
Molecular function (GO): calcium ion binding; peptidyl-prolyl cis-trans isomerase activity
Source: RefSeq, a predicted model, not a curated record
UGCCUGAACAGUGGCUGCAUUCGUCGCAGGAGUUGGCUGCCACGUAUUUGGCAUUUCUGCCAUGUAUUUAUUUUUGGUACAGUAUUUUAUGGAAAGGGUUUAAUUAGCUCUCUGUCAAAUUUGUGAGUAAGUGACCUAUCGCCUCUCAAAAUGAUUAUUUUUUCUAUUCUGUCGAUAUUCGCCUCAUUGUUUGUGUUUGUCACUGGGAGGAAACUGCCCGAGCCAGAAGUUAAAAUUGAAGUUUUACAUAAACCCUUCAUGUGUUACCGCAAGUCAAAAUAUGGAGACAUGCUUCUCGUUCACUACGAGGGAUUCUUGGAGAGUAAUGGCACCAUGUUUCAUUCCAGCCGCAAAGACGGGGAUAAAAAUCCAGUAUGGUUCACUCUCGGGAUCCGAGAGGCGCUUAAGGGUUGGGAUAAGGGUCUGAAGAACAUGUGCACAGGAGAGCGCAGGAAGCUGACCAUCCCUCCAUCUCUGGCAUAUGGCAAGGAAGGAAAAGGCAAGAUCCCUCCAAGCAGUACUUUAAUUUUUGACAUUGAGCUCAUAGACAUUCGAAAUGGGCCGAGGUCACAUGAGUCCUUCCGGGAGAUGGAUCUCAAUGAUGACUGGAAGCUCUCCAGAAAGGAGGUGAAAGAGUACCUGAAGAAGGAAUUCGAGAAACAUGGAUACUCACCUAAUGACACACAUCAUGAAGUGAUGGUAGAUGACAUCUUCAAAAAUGAGGAUGAAGAUAAAGAUGGUUUUAUAUCUGCAAGGGAAUUCACCUACCAACAUGAUGAGCUGUAAAGGACUGAUUUCGACAAGUUUUUUUUAAACUACCAGAAUGCUUGUUUUAUGAAUUACCAUCAAAACAGUCACAUGAAUUGAGGAAUUAGUGAAUUAGUCUCUGGGCUGCCUUAAAUGCACCUCUUUCAAGGGCUUGUUAUUGUAUACUUUUGAACAGUAUUGUCUUAUUUUUGGUUGAACAUGAAUACAUCAGCUCAUUUUAUGUAAAAUUACAUCCAUAAUGUAUUUGUUUACUGUUUACAUGCACUGAUAAUGUACCCACAUAUGUAUUUAGGCUACAGUUUGUUUUUUUUUCAAAUAAACAGGACAUGUUAGUUAUCUGAACAAUUUGUGCACUGAAAAAUGAACGUGUGUGUUCUCAGCAACAGGGGGAUGUGAUACUAUAUGAUUUUUUGUGCAUGUCGUUAUUAGUCACUAGAGGGCACUGUUGUCCUUUAGGUUUGUAUCACAUUUAGAAAUCUUAAAUCCCUACAGCUACAAUAUACCCUGAGUAGCCCUCGUCUUUAAGUUUUUAGGUGCCAUACUGUUUAUGGCAGACCAAAUUAUCAAAAUGAGAGUACAGCCAAAUAUACUAUCACUUUUUACAGAGAGUAAAUCAUGAGUAAGUUGCAAGUAGCACAGUAUGCUUUUAAAAUAAAGGUUAUCUCACUUGCAAUGAUGGAUAUAUCAACAUAUGAUGAAUGUAAAAAUUCUGAAUAUUAAGCCUAAAUUACAUCAUAUAUAAUUUAUUUUUCCAUAUUUUAUAGUUCAUUCAUAAAUGUAAAGAGCAUUCAACAACUGUCAUACUCCUUUAGUGAUAUUCAAAACACAUUUUGCCAUGAAGAAUCUCAGCAAUACCACCUAAAACAGAAUCCAAACGCAAAACUGUCUUGUUGAAGCCAGAGUAGGAGACAACAUUUUUGAGUUGAUAUUUGAUUUGUUUGAGAACAAUCUGUUAAAGAGGAGGGAAAAAAAACCCUCAUCUGACAUCAUUGAGUGAUCUUUGUCGUACUCAUAGCUCUGUCGAAUCCCACUCAUUGUAGGUCAAACAUCAUGUGAGUCCAAAUGGCCAACCUCCUAUUUGUUUCCCAUUAAGAAAUGAGAAGUGACUCUAGAAGGGAUCAUUGGUUACUAAACUGGUGCUCAGGAUUUCUAGGAUUGCUAGGGUUACAGCAAUAGAAAUAAAUCAACUGCAAAGUAUCUAUAAUGUAGGCAGCUUAUAUAUGUCACAGCCACUACAGUCUAUAGAACAGGCAGAGCCAAAGUAACCCAUUGCUCAGUGGUCUAUCCGCAGGCUGUUGCAGUUAGAGAUGGAAUCAGAUACUCAGCAGCAACAGGAAGCUCAAUGUCUCAUAGAUCACACAAGUCAUGAGGAGUGCUAUAGCUGUCGUACUGCUCUCAGUCCCAUUUUUUCUUUAAACCAUACAAAUUACAGCUUUCUAAGAUUUUGGUUGAUCGAAUCUUGGCUGCAAAUGUAAACCUCUUAAGUUAGAGUGACACACACAAAUGUUAUGAUGCAGUUGGGGUAGAAGAGGCUUCAAUCUCUUUCCCCAGUAAUAGUAAAGCCUUCCAACAAGCAUUUGUCAGCAUCACAGGUUUAAUGCAAUAAAGUGACUGCAAGACAUAUAGUACCACAGUUGUUUCAUGACAGAGGUGUACGCACCAUUAUAA